Molecule: messenger RNA, 637 nt
Organism: Adelges cooleyi (spruce gall adelgid)
Lineage: Eukaryota; Metazoa; Arthropoda; Insecta; Hemiptera; Adelgidae
Exons: 3
Coding region: 131-607 (158 amino acids)
Source: RefSeq, a predicted model, not a curated record
AGUAGUGCAUUGCUGUUGUAGUUUUUCAACAGAUUCUUGCCACACUCAAAUACGAUCAAUAGCAAAAAAUAAGGUUGAGUUACUUUCAGCUCUAAAAGUUAAAUACGGAAUACGGCAAAUCGGGAUAACCAUGGCAACAAAUACGAUAGACGAAAUGAAUGCAAUUAUUAGAGCAAUGGAUCGACCAAGAAGAGAAAAGUACGAUUCUAGAUCUCCUCGACCAAACCCAAUUGGAAUGCAUUCUUCAACGGACCCCAUUGCGGCUCUCGAACGGCGAUUAGAAUUUUUGGAACAUCGAGUAGACGUCUUGUCUAGAGCUAAGCAGGCGACGCCCGCACGAAGACCCCAAACGUUGGAAGGUCUCUGCUGUUUGACAACAGAGACUGUCGUGGGAGCCGCUCCACAAUCGCAGCCACGCACACAACCAUGGAUGAAAUAUGGGACUAAGACAUCGAGUGGAAUGGCCGUCAACAGCUCUUACAAACCUCCGGUGCCACCUCGGCACACUUCAUCAGCCUCACAAACCAUUCUACCACCUGUUACGGCUGCUAGUGGCGAACCGAUAAAAUCGGUAAAAAUACCCUUCUUUAGACGUAAAUCCGUAUAAAGCAGAAGGUAAUCUUUAGUUUUGUUUAAU